CCAGCUGAACUGUGGGUAUCCAUCCCUACCCCCCGCACACCGCACAAUAAAAAACUCGCCGGCGUCGGCGUCGGCGUCGGCGGGCUCACGUCAAACCGCCCUCAAUCUCACCGUGCGCUCGCCGCCAAACGCGAACUGCCAGGCGCCCGGCCACGUUGGCCAGAUCCUCCUAUAAAGAACAGAAAUCCACCGCAACCACAAAUCGCUACUUUCGCCAGCAAACAGUGAUCCCCCGGUUAUAUUUCCCACGCCGCGCCGCUCUAGCCAGCUGCACCCUCGGCCGGCAUGGCCCGCCUCGCUCUCCGGCGCUUUCCGCCGCCGAUGCUUCUCCUUCUCCUCGCCCUCUUCCUCGUCGCGGCGGCGGCGGCAGGGAAGGGAAAGAAGAGGGGCGGCGGCGGGCUGCGGUUCCGGCGGGAGGGCGGCACGUUCAAGGUGCUGCAGGUGGCGGACAUGCACUACGCGGACGGGCGGAGCACCGCGUGCGAGGACGUGCUGCCCGAGCAGGUCGCCGGCUGCUCCGACCUCAACACCACCGCCUUCCUCUACCGCGUCAUCCGCGCCGAGGACCCAGACCUCGUCGUCUUCACAGGUGAUAACAUCUACGGCGCGGAUUCAACCGAUGCGGCCAAAUCGAUGGACGCGGCGAUCGCUCCAGCCAUCGCCAUGAACCUUCCCUGGGCUGCUGGGAUUGGUAACCAUGACCAGGAGGGUACCCUGUCACGGGAGGGCGUGAUGCGACACCUUGUGGGCAUGAAGAACACUCUUUCACGCUUCAAUCCUGAAGGAGUAGAAAUCGAUGGCUUCGGCAAUUAUAAUCUGGAAGUUGGUGGGGUUGAAGGAACACUGCUGGCUAACAAAUCAGUGCUCAACAUGUAUUUUCUUGACAGUGGUGACUAUUCUACCGUGCCAUCCAUCCCUGGUUACGGUUGGAUCAAGGCUUCCCAGGAAGCUUGGUUCCAGAAAACGUCUUCGAGUCUCCAGAAAAACUACAUGAGUCAACAACCCAGCCAGAAGGAGCCAGCACCUGCUCUUGCAUACUUCCACAUUCCAUUGCCGGAGUUCAGCAGUUUCACAGAAUCCAAUUUCACAGGAGUGAAGCAGGAGGGUAUCAGCUCACCAUCAAUCAACUCAGGCUUCUUUACCACCAUGGUGGAAGCCGGAGAUGUGAAGGCUGCCUUUAUAGGACAUGAUCACAUAAAUGACUUCUGUGGGAAGCUCACUGGAAUUCAGCUGUGCUACGCCGGUGGGUUCGGUUACCACGCGUAUGGGAAGGCCGGGUGGUCGAGGAGAGCAAGGGUGGUGUCUGUGCAGCUUGAGAAGACAGUGACCGGCGAGUGGCAAGACGUAAAGUCUAUCAAGACAUGGAAGAGGCUUGACGAUCAACACCUCACCACGAUUGACUCCGAGGUCCUGUGGAACAAAGGCUCUAAUGGGAGGGGCAGGAAGGAUCAUGACAGAAGCUGAGUUCAGGAUGGGGACAGUGAAUGCUGCAUCCUAUUCCUACCUCUACUCAUCAUGUGUGCUGUUGGUGUUCAGCUUAUUACGGAGUCCGUAAAAGUGUAAAUGAAAACAGAUAGUACGCGACAUGUAUACUCAAGUUCUCAGAGUUGUAGCUUUUCACGUCAAGAAAAAAAGGCGGGUAUCAUGGAUUCGGUGUGAUUCAGUACAUAUCUCACUCUUUGCAAAUGGUCUCGGAUGUCGGAAGUUAAUGAGAAUACCGAUGCUAAUGCGGCCUGUAUCUUCUCUCAUAA
Triticum dicoccoides is the source of this 1751-nucleotide messenger RNA. RefSeq names its product probable inactive purple acid phosphatase 29. Bases 286 to 1464 code for a protein of 392 amino acids. The transcript is spliced from 4 exons. Gene Ontology annotation, molecular function: hydrolase activity, acting on ester bonds. Lineage: Eukaryota; Viridiplantae; Streptophyta; Magnoliopsida; Poales; Poaceae. Gene Ontology annotation, cellular component: cytoplasm. The record is from RefSeq and is a predicted model, not a curated record.